Peromyscus californicus insignis is the source of this 4023-nucleotide messenger RNA. RefSeq names its product G protein-coupled receptor 153 (gene Gpr153). Gene Ontology annotation, biological process: G protein-coupled receptor signaling pathway. Gene Ontology annotation, molecular function: G protein-coupled receptor activity. Gene Ontology annotation, cellular component: membrane. The record is from RefSeq and is a predicted model, not a curated record. The coding region runs from base 389 to 2284 and encodes 631 amino acids. Lineage: Eukaryota; Metazoa; Chordata; Mammalia; Rodentia; Cricetidae. The transcript has 6 exons.
GAGAGCCGAGCGCGGCCGUGGCGGAGGCGGUGCCCAGGGAGGGAGGGCGGCGGGGCCGAGCGCAGCGCAGCGCUUUGGCUAUCGGCAGCCGCCGCCAGGAUGCCCCGGCCCGCGGGCUGCUCCGCCGCCAGCCACCCCCGCGGCCCCUGGCGGCGGGCGCUCAGUGCCGGGGCGUGGGAACCGCAGCCGGAGCCGGAGGCGGGAGCAGCGAGCUGGAGCCUUGGGCGCCCGAAUGCUGGCUGCUCGUCGUCCCUGGCCUCCCUCACCAAGCCCCCACAUGUGAGAGCUGCUGCACUGUGAGGAGGAGGAGGGAGGAGGAGGAGGAGGAGGAGGAGGAGGAGGAGGAGGAGGAGGAUGCCACAGCCACUCGCCAGCUCCGGUCUGCACCAUGGGUGAUGAGCGGCGGCUGCCUGGCAGUGCGGUAGGCUGGCUGGCGUGUGGAGGCCUGUCGUUGCUAGCCAAUGCCUGGGGCAUCCUCAGUGUGGGUGCCAAGCAGAGGAAGUGGAAGCCACUGGAGUUCCUGCUCUGCACACUGGCAGCCACCCACAUGCUCAACGUGGCGGUCCCCAUUGCCACGUAUGCUGUCGUGCAGCUCCGGAGGCAGCGUCCCGACUACGAGUGGAACGAAGGCCUCUGUAAGGUCUUUGUGUCCACCUUCUACACCCUCACUCUGGCCACCUGUUUCUCUGUCACCUCCAUCUCCUACCACCGCAUGUGGAUGGUCCGCUGGCCCGUCAACUACCGGCUGAGCAAUGCCAAGAAGCAGGCGGUGCACACAGUUAUGGGCAUCUGGAUGGUGUCCUUCAUCCUGUCGGCCCUUCCUGCCGUUGGCUGGCACGACACAAGUGAGCGUUUCUACACCCACGGCUGCCGCUUCAUUGUGGCUGAGAUCGGCCUUGGCUUCGGAGUCUGCUUCCUGCUACUGGUGGGUGGCAGCGUGGCCAUGGGCGUGGUCUGCACAGCCAUUGCCCUCUUCCAGACACUGGCCACGCAGGUGGGGCACCGGGCUGACCGCCGUGCCUUCACUGUGCCCACCAUCGUGGUGGAGGAUACACAGGGCAAGCGUCGCUCCUCCAUUGACGGCUCGGAGCCUGCCAAAACCUCGCUGCAGAUUACGGGCCUGGUGGCCACCAUCGUGGUCAUCUAUGACUGCCUCAUGGGCUUCCCUGUGCUGGUGGUGAGCUUCAGUAGCCUGCGGGCUGACGCUUCAGCGCCCUGGAUGGUGCUCUGUGUCCUGUGGUGCUCUGUGGCCCAGGCCCUGCUGCUGCCUGUGUUCCUCUGGACCUGUGACCGCUACCGGGCAGACCGCAAGGCAGUCUGGGAGAAGUGCAUGGCCCUUAUGGCCAAUGAUGAGGACUCUGACAACGAGACCAGCCUAGAUGGUAGCAUCUCCCCCGACCUGGUAUUGGAGCGCUCCCUUGACUACAGCUAUGGAGGUGACUUCGCGGCCCUGGACAGGAUGGCCAAGUAUGAGCUCUCUGCCCUGGAGGGAGGCUUACCCCAGCUCUACCCUCUGCGGCCACUGCAGGAGGAUAGGAUGCAGUAUCUGCAGGGCGCGGGGAGGCAUCAGUGCGGGUUUCCAGGAGGGCAGCCCCGUUUCAGCCCGGCCGGGUGCUCGCAGGUCCCGCCCACACGGCGGUUCUCCCACGAUGACGCCGACGUAUGGGCGGCCGUCCCGCUGCCCACUUUCCUACCGCGCUGGAGCUCCGGCGAGGAUCUGGCAGCCCUGGCGCACCUAAUGCUGCCCGCGGGGUCCGACCGGCGGCGCGGGAGCCUUCUGGCUUUCGCCGAGGACGCGCCCCCAUUUCGCCCGCGCCGUCGCUCGGCCGAGAGCCUGCUGUCUCUGCAGCCCUCGUCCCUGGACGGCGGCCUGAGUCGCACCCACGACUCGCCUCCCGGCAGCCCGCGUCGCCGCCCGGGGCCUGGCGCCCGCUCCGCCUCGGUCUCGCUGCUGCCGGACGCCUUCGCGCUGACCGCCUUUGAGCGCGAGCCGCAGGCCCUGCGUCGUCUGCCCGCCCCAGCGCGGCCUUUCCCCGCCGCCUCCGACGGGACGGAGCCUGGUGAGGUCCCGACCCCUCCUGGCGGCCGUACGCAACGCAGCCACGGACGCCGGGCCACGCGCGCACACGCGGGGCCCCUGCAGACUGGCCUGAGCGCAUCGUGGGGCGAGCCCGGAGUCUUGCACGCGGCGGGCGGCGGCAGCACCAGCAGCUUUCUGAGCUCGCCUUCCGAGUCCUCGGGUUACGUCACGCUGAACUCGGACUCCCUGGGCUCUGCGUCCUAGGGCCCUCUGGGUCCGCCCGAGGGACGCCAUGCAGAUGAGAGAGGCACAGCACCAAAGAUGCCAUCGCAUGUGUUAGGUGCGCGGACAAGUACCACCCACCCUAGGGGUGAAUGGAUGGUGGACUCUGCGCCCCUCUGCGCCUUCCUUCUGAUAUCUCCUGGAGGGACGAUGGCCGCCUUUGAUGGCUGCAUAGGACACAGACCUGCUGCUGGGCACCGCAUCUCCCAGGAAGGGACAGGCUGUGCCUUUGUAGUGAGUGACAUCUGCACAUUUAGUACACCUUCCCCAGCCCUCUGAGGCUAGGCUGGGGUGUAUAGGAGACCCUGAGACCUGACCACCAUGAGAAAGGACCAAAUCCCUUCUCUAAGAAGCUUAAGCCAGAAGCUACUGGACCGCGUUCAACUUCACUCGUACUGCCUCUGCCUCACCUCAAGGGUGUGGCAUGUAGAGCGUCUGUAAGCACAGGGGUCUUCAAAACCCAAACAAGUUCUACUGAGCAGGCUUCCUUGUGACCUGCCUCAGUUUCCCUGUCUCUGAUGAGUGAAUGACCGACCAUGAUCCAUCUCUCAGGGCUGUUUGAAGAACCCUCCUGGUCUUAGGGCCCUUUGUGAGGGUCAGCCUUCAGGAGUUGACCCCCAGAUCUGAGGCCUCCCCAUCUUGAUGACCUUUGCCGUCUUGGAGACUCACUUUAGCUAAAGCACAACACCAUGGGUAUAACAGCCACCUUGACCCCAUUAGUGUCCCCAUGCUCGAGACUACACCAUAUUGCCUGUCUCCCACUAAGUCGGCCAUUCUGUGAUCCUGCUGUGAAGACUGCGGGUACCUGGUGCACAGAGCUAAAGCAAAUGGAAGUGGGGUUCCCUGUCUUGGUGCCCAUCUCCAGCUCUGCCUCCCACCCACACAGGCAAAGGUCCCGCAAAGGGUGUCCUGUACCCCUCCUCCCCUGGAAAGAAGGGCUUUGCUCUCCCGGGUAGACCUCUCUCUGGGCUGUGGCAGGGACAUAGGUCUUCCCAGGAAAUACCCAGGCUGUGAGCUGGGGUGGGUAGCACCACCACCGUACAGCAGAGCCUCUGUGUUGGGACCAGGAGAUAGUCUCAAAGGCCAGCACAGAGCAGCCUGUGCCCCGUUCUCACUGCCCGAUGGCCAGGCCCAUCUCCUCUCCCUCUCCAGACAGAGUUCCAACUCCAGAUAAGGAUGGGGAUGGGUGACUGCCCUGUCCUAGGCCUCAGAGGACCCCUGGUUGUGGGGUAAGUGAAAGAUUAGACACCCCAGAUGAGCAGGGGGCUGCAAUCAGUCCAUCUUUGGACAUGGGAGAAGCUUCCUCUGGUUAUUUGCUGCUGUGCCUUCAGGGACUGAUGUCAUGUGGGGGCAGAGGCCACCAGCUAGCCACUGUCUCCCUCACCGGCCUCAAAUUGUCAAUUUAUCACCUUGGGUUUUCACUCUAUUUUGUAUUCAACGGCAAUACUUGUAGUGGGGACCUUGUGUCCCUAAGUCACUCCUACUUUAUACAAAACUUUAAGGGCAAGCCCCAAGCAGCUGACCCUGGGCACCAGGGCUCUUCCCCAUCCCUGUUCAGCCUCCUUGUUUGCUGAUGCCUGUAAGGACCUUGGCCGUGAGUUACUGAUAAGAGCACUAUCUGUAUACCACCGCCUAGCCCAGAGUCAGGGAUGUGUUUGUAGAUUUUUGAAAAACAUUUCUCUUCUGUACAGGACCCAAUAAAAAUUUCCUCAUGGUUUGCA